Molecule: messenger RNA, 916 nt
Organism: Chanos chanos (milkfish)
Lineage: Eukaryota; Metazoa; Chordata; Actinopteri; Gonorynchiformes; Chanidae
Gene: mrto4
Product: MRT4 homolog, ribosome maturation factor
Exons: 8
Coding region: 3-725 (240 amino acids)
Biological process (GO): ribosomal large subunit assembly; nuclear-transcribed mRNA catabolic process; ribosomal large subunit biogenesis
Cellular component (GO): preribosome, large subunit precursor; nucleolus
Molecular function (GO): RNA binding
Source: RefSeq, a predicted model, not a curated record
CCAUGCCGAAAUCAAAGAGGGAUAAGAAAGUGUCAUUAACAAAAACAACCAAGAAAGGUUUGGAAACCAAACAGAAUUUAAUUGAGGAGUUGCAGAAAUGUGUGGACAUAUACAGAUACGUGUUCGUGUUCUCUGUCGAAAACAUGAGAAACAACAAACUCAAAGACAUAAGGACAGCCUGGAAACAUAGUAGGUUUUUCUUUGGCAAGAAUAAAGUUAUGAUGAUUGCCUUAGGAAAAGGACCAACAGAUGAAUACAAGGACAACUUGCACAAGAUCAGCAAAUUUCUGAGAGGAGAAGUGGGGGUCUUGUUCACUAACAAAACCAAGGAAGAAGUACAAGAAUAUUUCAGCAGUUUUAAAGAGAUGGAUUAUGCACGGGCAGGGAACAAAGCACAGAUGGCAGUGACACUGGAUGAGGGGCCUUUGGAUCAAUUCCCACACUCCAUGGAGCCUCAGCUGAGGCAAUUAGGAUUGCCCACUGCACUAAAGAAAGGAGUGGUGACACUAUUAAAAGACUUUGAUGUUUGCAAAGAAGGAGACACGCUCACACCUGAACAGGCUCGUAUUCUGAAACUCUUCGGGAUUGAGAUGGCAGAAUUCAAAGUGUCCAUAAAGUGCAUGUGGAAUUCAGAGACUGGGGACUUUGAAAAGUUGGCAGAGGAAGAAGAGGAAGGGAUAACACAAGAGAAGGAAGAGGAGGAUGAUGAAGCAGGAAGUGAAUGAAACUUUUACAACGGACUUUCCCACAUGAACACUUUUUAAACUUUAUGUUGUGCCAACAUAGUCAUACAUUUUUUCAUCUUUUUGAAGAAAGAAUUUUUGUUGUUUUUCAGAAGACCUGUUGUGAUCCCCACACUAGAUAUUUCUGCACAGUUUUUGUUGUUGAUUUCUUCCUGAAUACUUCUAUAAAAUAU